AGACAAAGCAUCAUCGUCAUAGCCCGAGCAAGAGGCUUCCUUCCUCGACACCUGCCACGUCUUCCUUUCUGCCGUUGAAAACAUCAGAUUAAUCGAAUUUGAUGUCCGAUGCCACCUUGAGAUAGGCCCCAAUCACCCGGACUCUCUUCCUCCUUCUCCUCCCCGGGAGACCACAUCUCCCCGACCAUCAUUCACGAAGAACCCUCCUCCCAGACGACACAUCACCACCCGCCCUCCAACAUGGCCACCCGCCGCGCCUCCACCUCCGCAACAGCGGCCCCAGCCCCCUCCUCGACAAACGACAUCUGCCCCGUCUGCAAAACAAUGCGCUACCUCAACAAGGACCUCGAAUUCCUCAUCAACCCGGAAUGCUACCACCCAAUGUGCGCAAACUGCGUCGCCCGCAUCUUCUCCGACGGCCCCAACCAGUGCCCCUACGCAGGCUGCCACAAGACCCUCCGCAAAAAGGGCUUCAAGUCGGCCUACUUUGGCGACCUCACCGUCGAGCGCGAGGUCGACAUACGCCGGCGCGUCGCCGCCGUCCUCAACAAGGUCGAAGACGACUUCGAGACGCUGGCCGACUACAACGAGUACCUGGAAUGGGUCGAGACGCUCACGUUCGACCUCAUCUCGGGCACCGACGCGGAGAAGAAGGCGGCCGAGGCGAGGUUGAUGGAGUGGGAGCAGGCCCACCGCGCCGAGAUCGAGCGGAACCGCAGGCUGGCGAAAGAAUCCGAGGCGGACCGCGUCGCGCGCUUCGAAGCCGAGAAGGAAGAGGCGCGCCUCCGUCGCGCCGAGGCGAUGCAGGAAGACGCGGCCGAGAAGCGCAAGGAGCAGCGGCUGCGCGAGGACAUGCUCAACGGCCUUGCGAGCAGCGACGCCGGCGAGGCCAAACAGACGCUGAACCGCGUGCUCCUCAAGAAGCGCGGCCAGAACCGCCUCCAGUCCGCCGUGGGAUCCCUCUCCGACGCCACCUCCACCGGCGCAAGCGGCCUGUCGAUCCGCGGCCUGAAACAGCAAAAGAAGCGCGUGGUCGAGGACAACAAGCCCUACGACCCCUUUGGCGGGCUCAAGCUCGACAUGGAGAGGUACAAGAUGGGUCCGUCGGAGGAGUACCGCAACCAGUGGGUCGACGAGGCGAGGAAAAAGGACGACAUCGUGGUGGGCGGGUACAGCGCCGACGAGUACCUCGGCCGGGCCAUGUUCGAAGCCUUUUCCGGGUUGGCUGUGUUUAUUGAGGAUGAAAAGGGGCCCGAGAAGGUGGCUACCGCCGAGGCGGCCUUGGUAGCGAGUACGGGCCAGACGACGCAGAAGAUGGAUGUGGAUGACGUCUUUUGAAGAAGAAGAAGAUGAAGGCUCUGCCGCAUUUCUUCUGUCUUUUGACCUGUUAUUUUACUAGCUUUGGAAUGGCUUGGGAUGCAUAGCGAUGGCGUUUGGGGUUCAUUGGGGCAAUCCAUGCAAAAAUAGGAUAACUAUCUUAGAACAGACGGGUCAAAGGGGAAUGAAAUACCCAAAUUCGAUAGCAAAG
Messenger RNA from Colletotrichum scovillei, 1528 nucleotides. Its product is annotated as CDK-activating kinase assembly factor MAT1. Lineage: Eukaryota; Fungi; Ascomycota; Sordariomycetes; Glomerellales; Glomerellaceae. Gene Ontology annotation, cellular component: transcription factor TFIIH holo complex. Gene Ontology annotation, biological process: positive regulation of cyclin-dependent protein serine/threonine kinase activity; regulation of transcription by RNA polymerase II; nucleotide-excision repair. The transcript has a single exon. The record is from RefSeq and is a predicted model, not a curated record. The coding region runs from base 241 to 1338 and encodes 365 amino acids. Gene Ontology annotation, molecular function: cyclin-dependent protein serine/threonine kinase activator activity.